This is a messenger RNA of Xyrauchen texanus (razorback sucker), 1442 nucleotides long. It is a transcript of the gene gsta.1, whose product is annotated as glutathione S-transferase, alpha tandem duplicate 1. The coding region runs from base 532 to 1203 and encodes 223 amino acids. The record is from RefSeq and is a predicted model, not a curated record. Gene Ontology annotation, biological process: glutathione metabolic process. The transcript has 7 exons. Gene Ontology annotation, molecular function: glutathione transferase activity. Lineage: Eukaryota; Metazoa; Chordata; Actinopteri; Cypriniformes; Catostomidae.
UUUAAAGGAGGAUACUCGGUAUACUGCAGCCUUCAAAGGACGCGUCCUUACUAGCAUGCCGCCUUCGAAACGAGACAGCAAUAGAGUCACGAAACCAAUGUCAAUAAGUAGUGGAAGACAGUGCGCAACUUUCACAACCUUUCGUUUUACCCCUAGUGGAUGAGAAAGAAAAUAAAAAUAGGAAUAUUGCACUUUCUCCACGGUCCCUUACCUGCCGCUGCGACAGGAAUAACUCUUCCCGUGGUAAUUCACAUUGCGACGGCUUUUGCAGGCAAAUGCUCAUAAUAUCGAUUGAAAAUAAUGAAAAAAGCUUGAAGAAUAUUAUUAGCUGACUAUUUUUUUACAGUAAUACUAUUUUGAAAAGUAUUUUCUAAGCCGUUUAAGAGUUAUCGCUGAAUGUGUCUGGAAUAUAAAAAACAAAACUAUCUUAACCCACUGGUGACCUCCGUCCCACUGUCUUCUGUUCUGAUGUGUUGCGUAACACCCACAGACUGACAUUUGUGUAGUGUUCGGUUGUUUUACAGUGUGGAAAUGUCUGGAAAAGUUGUGUUGUAUUACUUCAAUGGAAGAGGAAAAAUGGAGUCUGUCCGAUGGCUUUUGGCUGCAGCUGGAGUUGAGUUUGAGGAGGUGUUUUUGACCAAAAGGGAGCAGUUUGAAAAACUGCUGAAUGAUGGAGCGCUGAUGUUUCAGCAGGUGCCUUUGGUUGAAAUGGACGGGUUGCAGCUUGUGCAGUCAAGGGCUAUCUUGAAUUACAUCGCUGGAAAAUACAACCUUUACGGAAAGGACCUGAAAGAGCGGGCGAUGAUUGACAUGUAUGCCGAGGGAGCCAAUGACUUGAUGGAAAUGGUUAUGAUUUUGCCUUUCACACCACCUGAGAACAAACAGAAACAGCUUGACAAUGUCGAGAGCAAAGCAAAAGAACGCUUCUUUCCAGUGUUUGAAAAGGCUCUGGCAAACUCUCAGUUACUUGUGGGAAAUCAGUUGAGCCGUGCCGAUGUUCACGUCCUUGAGGUCACUUUAAUGCUGCAGGAGUUUUUCCCUACAAUACUGUCAACAUUUCCCAAACUUCAGGCAUUUCAGGCGAGCAUGAAGGCAUUACCAACAAUCAGCAAGUUCUUGCAGCCUGGCAGUGCCAGAAAACCUCCACCAGAUGAGGUCUACGUUAAAACUGUGAAAGAGGUGCUGAGCCACUUGUUUAAAUAGGUUGCCCAUAGAAAACCAAAGAAUUAAGCCAUUAAUGAUCAUUUUAAUUCAUUUACACAAGUAUUGCCUUAAUUCAACAAAUAAAGUUUACCUUUUUGUGUACUAUUUUACAUUCAGAGUAUAUAUGUACAUCUGGCUCCUAUAGCACUCCUAAGUCACAGGUAUAUUAUGUCUGGCAGUCUCGGUGUAUGAUUUGAUAAAACUAUCAGUGAGAUUUAGUGUUCUGUGUCCAUAAAUGU